UGUUGUUGCUUUCCUUCUGAUUUAACUGGUCAAGUUGCUCCUUCAUGAAACCAGUGUCUCUCAACACCAUUUAUUCUUGAAUUACCUGCUGUACAAUCCAUUCAAACACCAUCCAUCUCUACCCCUACCUUAGCCCUCCACCAUGUACCAUCACCUGCAGACUGGACAGUGAUAGUCCUCCCUUGAUGGGCCUUAUCGCCUCUGUAACCAUAAAUUUAAGUGCACCAACAUGUUGCCUACAUCCAGUGUCUUAUCACGACCCUGAUGCCUGCCACCCCAGCACCCACAGACCCUAGUUCCCGGUCCCCCAGUGCCUCAAAUUUAAUAUUCUCAUUUGUGUCGUUAAUUCUCUGGUCCCUUCUCAAUAAUUUAGUGUGGUUUGUCCGAAAUUCCUAGUUUCUGUCUCCUGCUCCUAGAUGCUAAAUUGAAUCGCUUAGCAGUUCCUCAGUGCUGAAUAAAACAUCUAGCAAUCCUGGGCGCUGAGUGUGAUGUCGGAUGCUUCUGGGAGAGGCUUUUCUGGAGCUCCUGGAGGUUGACCGAGAUGCGUGUUGUGCAUGAUAAGCCUGCAGUUGGAGCGCCUAUUGCGGCAGGUCUCGGCACUGCCUGGGAUCCCGCUGCAAUCCCGGGUAAAGCUUUGCUCGGACAGCGUGAAGAGCGGCUGUGCGUUAUCGGCUGGGAAGUACUGGUCCCACCGCGCCGAGCCGGUUAACACACGGACUGAAGAGCUGCGGCUAUGGCACGGGUGCUAAUCGUCGGGGCGGGUCUCACGGGCAGCCUGUGCACGACCCUCCUGCGAAAAGGGACGAGGAACAAGCUGCAAAUCGUGGUCUGGGAAAAAGCGAGAGGCGCAGGAGGAAGAAUGAGCACAAGCAGAAGUCCCCAUGACCCAAACUGUACAGCUGACCUGGGAGCACAGUACAUUACAGUGACCCCGUUCUACGCUGAAAAGCAUCAAAGUUUUUAUGAAGAGUUGCUGUCACAUGGCAUUUUAAAACCUCUGCUCAGUCCUGUGGAAGGAAUGACAAUAAAGGAAGAAGGAAUCUGUAACUACGUGGCACCACAAGGGAUCUCAUCUAUUGUCAAAUAUUAUCUCAGUGACUCAGACGUGUUGUAUAAUCGCCAUGUUACCCACAUCAACCUCAAAGAAGGAAAAUUGGAAGUCUGCUGCAGAUCGGGCCCUUCAGAAAUGUUUGAUGCAGUUGUCCUGACAAUGCCUGUUCCACAAAUUCUUGAAGUACAAGGAGACAUGAAGACCUUUAUAAAAGAAUCACAAAGGCAAAGACUGGAAGCCGCAAGAUAUUCCUCUCGGUUUGCUUUGGCCCUUUUCUAUGAAGCAGGCACUCAGAUUGAUGCCCCCUGGGCAGCAAAAUAUAUCAUCAAUAAUCCCUGUAUACGCUUCAUCUCCAUUGAUAAUAAGAAACGCUGUUCAGAGGCCCCUGAAGUUGGACCUUCAGUGGUUGUUCACACCACCGUUCAAUUUGGAGCUGAAAAUGUGCAUAAAGAUAAAGAAGAUGUAGAGCCUCUGAUCCUUGAUCAGCUGCAGCAGAUCCUGCCAGGACUGCCCAAGUCUGUCAGUAGCAAGUGUCACAAGUGGAGGUACUCACAGGUUAUUGACCCAGUCUCAAACGUUCCAGGGCAAAUGACUCUCAGCACUCAGCCACUUCUCGUGUGUGGGGGAGACAGCUUUACACGAUCAAACUUUGAUGGCUGCACAGAAUCAGCCUUAGCAGUUGCGAAUGUAUUGAAAUGUCAUUUAUAAAAGUCUCCCUCUUGUACCUGAAUAUUUCACGUUGCCUCUGAUCUCAAACAGUAUUUCAAACCCCCUCACUGGGCUUUCAGAGACUGGAUGAAUUCAAAAGCCUGCCGAUGAAUUUGGCACACAGAUAAUAUUUGCAUUUGAGCUAGAAUAUAAUGGAAACAUGUGUUAAGCAUUUGACAUUGUGAUCCAGGGAGACUUUUCAAAGUACACUGAAGAAACUGACUACCAGCAGUAUAAAUCCAAGGAAAAAAAAUACAAUGAUUUACAGUGACUAAAACUAUUAAUCAGAACUUCAGAAAAUGCAACUAUCAGCCAAUUUUCACACUAUAUGUUCCAUGUAUUGUAACAUUAAACCAUUUUUUGUUCUAAACUGCAAAUCUAAGCAAAUUGCAGUUUUCACAGAGAGGAAAAAUACUUAAUGAUUUUCUUCAGAUUUUGCUUAAUUUCCAAAAGAGAAAGUAUCCGCCACAUGA
Molecule: messenger RNA, 2232 nt
Organism: Pristis pectinata (smalltooth sawfish)
Lineage: Eukaryota; Metazoa; Chordata; Chondrichthyes; Rhinopristiformes; Pristidae
Gene: rnls
Product: renalase, FAD-dependent amine oxidase
Exons: 7
Coding region: 734-1759 (341 amino acids)
Cellular component (GO): extracellular region
Molecular function (GO): oxidoreductase activity, acting on NAD(P)H
Source: RefSeq, a predicted model, not a curated record